AUGUCGCUGUGCCCUGCUGCCAGCAUCUCUGAGGGGUUUUAUUCAUGGGCACCUCCCACUGUUUUCUCUCCAAUUAACGCUGCCAUCAUCCCCGGUGAAGACAGUCUGCCCCAAGCUGGAGAGCCAUGUAUCCCCUCACAGGUCCAAGGGUUGGAGAAGCAAGUGGAGUUUUCAGACCUGGGCCCGGUGAUGAAGACUCUUCCAUAUGGCACAGUAGGAGGAACGACAGGAGGAGUGGUUAAGUCUCCCUACCAAACGCGCAUCUUCUCCACUUCCAUCGACCAGACACCGAUGAAAUCCAAGCCACCCACCUACAGUUUCUUUAACCCACACGACUCGACCCGGAACCAGUCCCUGCUCCCGGACCAGACAGGCUACCGCUCUAAGCGCAAGCCCUCACUAAAGACAGCCAUGAAGACCAAGAAGAUCUUUGGAUGGGGAGACUUCUACUUCAACGUCAAGACCAUGAAGUUCAGCUUGUUGGUGACAGGGAAAAUUGUGGACCACGUCAACGGGACGUUCACUGUUUUCUUCCGCCACAACUCGUCAAGCCUGGGGAACGUGUCGGUCAGUAUUGUACCACCAAAUAAAGUGGUGGAGUUUGAGGUGCUUCAGCCGCAGCAGCUGCACCCCCACACCCAGCAAGAUGUCCAAAUCCAGGAGACCCACCAGUCCACCAUCGACCCCAAAGAGACAAAGACCUUUAACUGUCGGGUGGAGUAUGAGAAAACCAACAAAUCCAAGAAGCCCAAACCCUGCCUGUACGAUCCAGCUCAGACCUGCUUCACAGAGCACACCCAGUCCCACGCUGCUUGGCUCUGUGCCAAACCCUUCAAGGUGAUCUGCAUCUUCAUCUCUUUCUUUAGUAUCGAUUACAAGCUGGUUCAAAAAGUGUGUCCGGACUACAACUUCCAAAGUGAGCAUCCUUACUUUGGAUAAGUGAGUGAGACUGAACUAAAAAGAGAACAAGAGACAAUGUUAAUGACAACGACAAUAAUGAUAAUGAUGAUGAUGGAUAUGAUAGUCAUAUUGAUUACUAUGAAGAAGCAGGGGACAGUUUUUGCCUCUAAACUGCUGUGAAUUGUGGAUUUAAAUAAAGUAUAAUCAGAGGUAUGGAUGAUUAGGAUAUGGAUGACUUCUCUGACUUAUUUUCCAACUUUGUAUUUGCUAACUUCUGUUUUUAUUUGAUUUUUUUUCUGUAAAUAAUGUACUCAACCUCAGCACACUUACUGUUUUUAGAUAUUUGUUUCUCAGUGUUAUUACUUUUUUGCAUUUAGAGAAUUUGGUUGAAAACAGUAUUAUGCCCCCCAAGUACAAUGGGAGCCUCUGAGGUGGCUGUGCUGUGCCAUCUCUGAAUGGCAGACGUAAUGUUAUGGUAGACUGACUGUUAAUCAUCCUCUCAGCUCUACGUUUCAAUCCCUGGAUAUAAGAGAGUUAUAUGUAUGAGAAAUGCUAUGCUGGA
Messenger RNA from Morone saxatilis (striped sea-bass), 1462 nucleotides. Its product is annotated as neurexophilin-2. NCBI's taxonomy places the organism in Eukaryota, Metazoa, Chordata, Actinopteri, Moronidae. The transcript is spliced from 2 exons. The coding region runs from base 1 to 939 and encodes 312 amino acids. The record is from RefSeq and is a predicted model, not a curated record. Gene Ontology annotation, molecular function: signaling receptor binding.